Molecule: messenger RNA, 396 nt
Organism: Emericellopsis cladophorae
Lineage: Eukaryota; Fungi; Ascomycota; Sordariomycetes; Hypocreales; Bionectriaceae
Exons: 2
Molecular function (GO): flavin adenine dinucleotide binding
Source: RefSeq, a predicted model, not a curated record
AUGUUGAACUCACUGUUCCCGCUCGCCGUGUUGGCGACUGCGGUCACAGCCAAGCAUUCCUCAACGGCUGACAACGUUUCUGCAUGCUGUAGCAAGCUCAGCGAGACCUACCCGGACCAACUCGUCUACGCUGGCGAGGACCGGUUCGAAGACUGGAACGACCGCUGGGCUGCUUCCGCGGAGCUCCCUGCGUCCUGCAUCUUCCGCCCUCUUACCGCGGAUGACGUCUCCUUUGCGAUCAAGACCGUGGCCAAGGGUGCUGGGAAGGGAAAUGGCGGGAAGGGACAUGGAUGCCAUGACUUUUGUCCAUUCUCCAUCAAGGGCGGUGGCCACACGCCGUGGCCUGGUGCAAACAACGUGGACAGAUCGGAAGAGCGUCGUGCGGGGAGGGAAAGA